AGAAAGACCAUCCUCUGCCAAAACCCUCCAUUGCUUCCUUAUCUCUUCAUCCCUUCUCUCCGCCAAAACCCUAGCUAGACCCAGAUUCUGUAUUUUGCCAUCACAUCCCACGUCGUUUCGAUCCAUGGAUCUUCGACGAUCGGAGGUUUUAGAAGAAGAAGAAGAAGACGACCAGCUCGGUCGCUUACCGGACGACCUCCUCCUCCACAUCCUCGACCGAGUCCACGACGCGAGGUCCCUCGCCCGCUGCCUCGCCGUCUCCAAGCGCUUCUCCUCCCUCGUCCCCCUCACCACCACCGUCUCCCUCGCCUUCCCCCACCCCCGCCUCCUCCGAGCCUCCUCCGACUACUGUUUCGGCCGCUUCCGCCGCCGGAGCGGCUUCUUCUCGCGUCUCCUCGAGAAAUUCGUCCGCAGCCCCCUCCGCUUCCUCCACCGCGUCGUUUCUCCUAAUUCGGUCUCUUGCUCCGGCGGAGAAGGCGACGAAGAUUGCGAUAACGAUUCUCAUCCCACUCCGGGCGAAGUCCUUAAACCCUUCAGAGGGAUCGAGUCGCUGCGCGUGGAACUCCCCUCCUGCGUCGACGCGGUGGGACCCAACGGCAAGCGCAUGGUCCUCAGGUGGACGGCUCAAUUCGGAGGCGAGAUGAAGAGCUGCGUCGUCCUCGGAGCGAAUUCGCUGCGGAGGAGAGACAGCGCUGCCGCCGCCUCGGAAGAGGGCUGCGUGCGGGAAUCGAGACGGAGAGCCUUUGAAGAGGUCGAGGUCGAGGUCGAGCCCGAACCGGUGAUCGCGGAGGAGGAGCUGAAGUUGCGAGUGGUCUGGAUCAUUUCCUGCUUGAUCGCCGCUUCGGUGAGGCAUUAUCUUCUCAAACAGAUCGUAGCGGAUCAUCCGAUGCUGAAGACCGUGGCCAUCGUCGACUCGGACAAGCAGGGGAAGGUCAGGAUGCGACAGGAAGAGAUCGCCGAGCUGAGGAGAUCCUUCGAGUCGGAGGCGGCCGAUGCUGCUGCUGCGGCGCCGGCGGCGGAGAGGAGCCGCGUUCCGGACCUGAGGAUGAAGCUGUGGUACGCGCCGGAGCUGGAGCUGCCGGAAUCCGGAUACGUGAUGAGAGGGGCGACGAUGGUGUUGAUCGCGCCGGCGAGUGAGCUCGGCGAGAAGGGGAAGGCGAAGGAAGGAGUCGAGCUGGGUGAGGCGAUGGAGAGUGCGAGUUUCGAGGGAGGCGAUGGAGAGGAAGAGGCGUUCGGCGAGGCGGUGAGGGAGAUGAGGAAGAUGAAGAAGACGUACAUGUUGGAGAUGAAUUCCUUCUAAGAUGAGAUUGUUUAAGGUUUCGACUUUAUGUUUUUUGGUUUUUGUUUUUUGGACACAUGUAUAUGUUGUACAUAUCACGUUGCCAAACUUUGAUAGACAAGUAUACUUCAAGCACGAGGUGGAUUCAUUGAUUCAUUAGGGGAACAAAUUAAGGCGUUUGUAAUUCCAUCCAAUAGAUUAAACUCGUCGAAUUAAAUUCUUAAGGAGGACCUCCAUUGAUUUUAAGCUUGAUUUCGAAUCCUUAAGAUGGUUUUCCAAAAUAAGGC
Rhodamnia argentea is the source of this 1566-nucleotide messenger RNA. RefSeq names its product F-box protein At4g18380-like. Bases 125 to 1300 code for a protein of 391 amino acids. Gene Ontology annotation, molecular function: protein binding. Lineage: Eukaryota; Viridiplantae; Streptophyta; Magnoliopsida; Myrtales; Myrtaceae. The record is from RefSeq and is a predicted model, not a curated record. The transcript is spliced from 2 exons.